This is a messenger RNA of Betta splendens (Siamese fighting fish), 1791 nucleotides long. RefSeq names its product thiamin pyrophosphokinase 2 (gene tpk2). The coding region runs from base 132 to 1130 and encodes 332 amino acids. The record is from RefSeq and is a predicted model, not a curated record. The transcript is spliced from 7 exons. Gene Ontology annotation, molecular function: 8-oxo-dGDP phosphatase activity. Lineage: Eukaryota; Metazoa; Chordata; Actinopteri; Anabantiformes; Osphronemidae.
CAUGCGCAGUAGAGAUAGCCGCAGUUAAACAAACACGGCUGUCACUCAGUGUAAAAUGCUCAUCUCGUCCAACUUUUAUUUACAAAUUAGUUCUUAAAAUUGUUGUAGUUAUUAACAAACACGACUUAGAAAUGUCGAGUUCUGCGUGGUCGGACACAGUCCUCCAGCUGCUCCGCCGAAUGAACAAUUUUUAUUCACCAGGAUCCCGUCGUGCUAAGUGCUUCAGGUUUGAGAUAGACGGAGCUCACGUUGGCUGGAUUCCUCCCCGCGUAGCCCCGCUGCUCACGCGGUAUCCAGAUGUGUUCACUCCGCCAGACGGUGGCGCAGUGUCUCUGGUUCCCCGUCUGGAGUCCUGUGAGGAGAGAUCCGAGGCCGUGGACGCUGUCCUACGGGCCCUCCGACAGGAGGGCUCCCUAUCCUGUCUGAAAGGUUGGAGAGACGAGAACUACAGUGUGAUGCCAAAGUUCUCUGACCCCCCUCUAAUGUGGAUGGAAAGAGCAGCUACAAGUCUGUUUGGGGUGAAGCGGUAUGGAGUCCAUAUCAACGGUUACACUGUCAGUGACAGCGGGGAGGUCAGCAUGUGGUUGGCUCGACGCUCCCCGUCCAAGCAGACGUACCCUGGACUUCUGGACAACUUGGUGAGUACAGAUCUCACCUGCCCCUGUGCACGCGCACGCUGCCACAGAGACGAGCAACGCGUGAAUGGAGGAGGCUCAUGUGCUGUUUUCCUGAAGGCAGCGGGUGGUCUGGCUGCUGGCGUCAGCAUUAAACACACACUGAUCAAAGAAUGUCAGGAGGAAGCGUGUAUCCCAGCGGCCAUAGCUGAGAAAGCUCUUCCUGUAAGCACAGUAAGCUACACCUAUGAAGAAGAGGAGGGGAUCUUUGCCGAAAGUCAGUUUGUGUUUGAUGUGAAACUUCCUCGGGACUUUAAGCCCAGGAUCGGGGAUGGGGAAGUGCAGGAUUUCUACCUGCUGCCUAUAGAUGAGGUGAAGGAACUUCUGGCCACAGAUGACUUCAAGCCCAACUGUGCCAUGGUGGUCCUGGACUUCCUCAUUAGACACUCCUUUAUUGAGCCUGACACAGAGCGUUUCUAUCAGGAGUUUGUGGAAGGACUCCAUCAGACAUUAUAGAAGGCAGCUGAACAUUGAGUUCUGAUAGGAGAUGACACCACGCAACUAAAUUACAGACUUUUACAUGUAUUCAGUUGCUGUGGGUUUUUUCACUUGAUUCAACGAGUUCAGGAUGGUGACAGUUGAACAAGCACUGGAUCUGGUCUGAAAAAAUGUCUUUGUAUUUGUGUUUUAUUUUCCUUUAUUGCAAUUUAGAAUAUUUUAAAAUGUGAGUAGAAUAACACUUUUACACUGGAGUUACUCCAGUGAGUCUCAUAUCCACGUCAGCUGCACAGGUACUGAGUUAUGUUUUAGCACGGUUUAUAAUCUGAGUUAUAAGUGCAUAAGAAGCCACUAUUUAAGUAAAUUGAUUUGUAUUGUAAGUAAAAAAACGAAUACAAUGGGAUUCUGCCGCUUACAUAUAUAAUGUGUAUUAUAUAGCAAAAUGUCUUUAGGGGUAAUAAUCACAGAAUCCAUGAGACAUCAAGAACUAAAUCUGAUAAACAUGCACAUUUAGCUUUGCUCUCAAAAAUCUGGAUUGAAUAGCUCAUUAAGUAUGUUAAAACGGUUAAUACGUCAUGUUUGUACUUUGUGAUGCACCACCUGCCAACACCAGGACAAAUUCCUGGGUCUGUAAGGUGCUCUCUCCAUGACCUGGCAAUAAAGCUUUUUAUGAUUUGGA